Molecule: messenger RNA, 871 nt
Organism: Tribolium castaneum (red flour beetle)
Lineage: Eukaryota; Metazoa; Arthropoda; Insecta; Coleoptera; Tenebrionidae
Gene: Vamp7
Product: Vesicle-associated membrane protein 7
Exons: 5
Coding region: 193-858 (221 amino acids)
Biological process (GO): vesicle fusion; exocytosis
Cellular component (GO): membrane; SNARE complex
Molecular function (GO): SNARE binding; SNAP receptor activity
Source: RefSeq, a predicted model, not a curated record
UGACGCAUGCGCACUUUGAAACCAAACGUCAGUGUGACACAUGACGUUUUUGUUAUUGUUCUCAAUUUUUUAUAAUAAUACCAAUUAAUUCAAAGAUAUUUGUGUUCGUUGUGCGCGUUUUUAUCAUUGUUACGUGUGUGGCAUUUUUGGCGUUUAUGUGAAGGUGUCAACGUAAAUCGGAAAAAAUAAAACAUGCCAAUUCUUUAUAGUGUAAUAUCUCGGGGAAGCACCGUUCUAGUUCGAUAUGCCUCUUGCGCCGGGAAUUUCGCUGAAGUUACUGAACAGAUCAUCGGAAAAAUACCACCACAUGAUGAUAAGUUGACGUACUCGCACGGGAACUAUUUGUUCCACUAUGUUUGUGAAAACCAAGUUAUUUACAUGUGUAUUACUGACGAUGAGUUUGAGAGGUCACGGGCGUUUUUAUUUCUCAAUGAAAUUAAAAGGCGUUUCAGGUCCCAAUAUGGGGACUCUAUCCAGACUGCGAUUGCAUAUGCGAUGAAUUCUGAAUUUUCCAGGGUUCUAGCCAACGAAAUGAAACAUUAUUCCGAAUCCCAUGAUGUGGAUACAAUUUCAAGAGUUCAUGGAGAGUUGGAUGAACUUAAAAAUAUUAUGGUCAAGAAUAUAGAUAAUGUGGCGAUGAGGGGAGAAAGGCUGGAACUGUUAGUAAAUAAAGCUGAAAAUUUGAAUAGUGGGUCUGUGACGUUCAGGAAGACAAGUCGCAAUCUGGCACGUUCCAUGUUUUGGAAAAACGUUAAGCUUUAUGUUAUCAUUGGUGUGAUUAUUACUGUGAUUGUUUAUUUUAUUGUUUGCAUGGCUUGCGGAGGGCUUCUCUGGCAGGGCUGUAUUGCUAAGAAAUAAAAAUUUUAAGAUA